GAUCUCAUCAUCCGUCCGUCCAUCUUGUGUACAUCUAGACCCAUUGGUUCCCAUUCCCCCCUUACCAGGGCCUGAUCAAGCUGGUAUAGAGGGUUCGUUUAUGUGUGUGUGAGUUUACUAAAUCAAUACCAAAAGAACUGGAGAUUGAAACAAUACAACUGUUGUCCCAAAUUGACUGGAGCUGAUCUACUUGGGAGAACUUUCAGAUCACCGCAGAGAGUAACUAUGACUUUUGCACCCAUUUUACUUGUCGUUGGGUUGCUUCAACUGGCUAAGUUACAAGAUGCUGCUGACUCAGGAGCAGGUUGUAGAAAAUCACUACACUCUGCAAGAAUUGUUGGAGGCCAACCAGCCUCUGAGGGGUCAUGGCCCUGGCAAGCGGGCCUUUCAUUUUUCAACAUGACCUUUUGUGGAGGCACUCUUAUAGCCAAGCAGUGGGUACUGACAGCUGCUCAUUGUUUCAUCUGGAUCCCUGCAGAAAUUGAAGGAUUAACUGUGGAGCUAGGUGUCCAUCAACUCAUGAACCCUUCAAAUAACUCAGAAAAAAAUGGCAUCAAACAGAUUAUUGUUCAUCCUAACUACAAAGCAAAUGAUACCCAGAAUGACAUUGCUUUGGUGGAGCUGAGUGCCCCUGUGAAUUUCACUGACUACAUCUCCCCCAUGUGCCUCCCAAAGUCUUCUGUGCAGUUCGCUGACAAUGCCAGCUGCUGGGUCACUGGAUGGGGAAGGACAAAAAGCGACGUUGACCUGGAGCCUCCCCAAAACCUUCAAGAAGCAGAGGUGUCACUUAUCAACCAAGACUACUGCAACUUUCUCUACAAUGAGAUCAACAUUGAAGAGUUGCCCCAUUCCCCUGUCAGGCCUGGCAUGAUCUGUGCGGGUAACUUGGAAGAGGGCAAAGAUUCCUGUCAGGGUGAUUCUGGAGGGCCUUUGGUUUGCAAAUGUGAUGGAAGUGAAAACUGGCUCUUGGCUGGCAUCGUGAGCUGGGGGUUUGGCUGUGGCCUACCCAACAUCCCCGGUGUCUACACUUCAGUAUCACACUAUGCGGAUUGGAUCCAGCAGCAACUACCCAACAUAAUCUUUACAGAAUGCAAUAGUGGAGUGCACAAUACCCCUGUUGUCAUGCUUUUUCUGAUCUCUGUGACACUGGCCUUCUUCUGAGAUACCUAGACAUUCCUCCUUCAGCCCACCUGUGUCCCAGGUGAAAUCAUUUUACACAAAAUGCUGCUGGUGCAACUCUAUAUAGAAAUCUAUACAUUCUCCAAACUGGAGGCACAUCUGCAUUAAAGUUCUAAUUAGUUUUAAAUCAAUAUCAGAGUGAUGUAAGUCAUGUGGCUUAUCACAAGAAAUACUGGGAAUGAAGACAAUGCUGACCAUUCUUCAGACUUCGGCUGGGAAUCAUAAUAGGAAUUGCGUACUACCAGAUCCAGAGGUAGCUUGAGGCAAUCUAUCCAAAAGCUUCAAAGGCCUCCUGCCACUACUAAACUGUCUCUUCCCCUCCCCACUGUGAUUACUAUUACUACUACUUCUCUUCCUCCUCCUAAUACCAUAUUGUAUGUUGUUGCUCUUCCCUCCCACAAUAGCCUUUCCACUCUCCCCACCAAAAUGUAUCUCCUCACCACUUACCUGCCAACAGGGAGAACAAAAAUAAUGUGCCAGUCCUGCUUGAUUUAAGAAACACGGCCUGUUUUCCAAUCAUCAUUGAACUCACUAUGAAAAGACAUGUAUCUUUAAAACAGUGAAAACCAAUGCAGUUUCCAGCUAGCUGGUGCAGUGUCUACUCCAUUUUUGGUUUUCUUCAGGGCCCACCUAGGCACUGAGGUCCUGAUCUGGACCUUGUUCAGCCCCACUGACCUACAAUCAUCACUUUGAUAUAUUAGAGGAAGCAGUCUUCUCAAGAUCAAUUGCUAAGAGAAGAGGGUGUUCCCCUCUUCAUGUCCUGAUUCUGGACAUCACGUUAGCAUCUGAUUGGCUGUUAGAGAGAGAACCCUUGACCAGUUGGACCAUCCAGCCUGCUACUGACUGUCCUCAUUGGAGGAGGCUUUAUGAAGUCCCCAGAAGGGUGCUUCCCAGCUCCGCUGAAGAGACCAAAGCAUAGGAAAGUUCUACCCCUGAACUAAAACCAAAACUUCCAAGUGUUCUUACACUAAGUGAAGUCUCCAGGAAAGAGAUAACUAUGCUAGAGCUAUUGCUGUCAGAAGCCACUGGAUGUAACUGGAAUCUCCCCACUGUAAAAUUUAUAAUGUAUCAUUUUUUUUCAGUUAUUGUACUUAA
Molecule: messenger RNA, 2274 nt
Organism: Python bivittatus (Burmese python)
Lineage: Eukaryota; Metazoa; Chordata; Lepidosauria; Squamata; Pythonidae
Source: RefSeq, a predicted model, not a curated record